UAUUUGGUUGCAUAUAUUACUUUUUAAUAUAAUUUAAUUCAAAGAAUUAUUUGCCCAUUCAUAAAACCAAUUCUCUCAUGACUUUGAACAACUAGGUAAACCCCACCGUGUCAUUACCCAUCUCCUACCAUCUUCGUUUGUGAAGAACCAUCAUUCCAUUAAUGCUACGUAACUCUUAAGUGGGAUUAAUCCAGGUCAACUUUCACCUGUCGGCGGCCGUCGAAAAACUUUCUUAAAUCAUGCUGGCGUGCAGUGGAAUGCCAGUGGUGUACCUGGAACGACGACCAGCCGACAUCGUCCACGAUGAGUUUUCGUCAACUUUUACACAGGGUAGUUCUCCGCGCCCCCAAAAACAUCUACUGUCCCACCAGUGCAUAUCGUUAUUCAUCAACGGAUAGCCGCAGACAACAACAACAACAAAAUAUUUCACAUGCGCGUAAACCCGAUUGGAAUCGCGCAGUGAGUGAAGCUGAGAAAAUCGUAGGGUACCCAACGUCGUUUCUAAGUCUCCGAUGGUUGCUCUCUGAUGAAAUCGCCAAUGUAGCGCUACAUCUGCGGAAACUCGUCGGGUCGAAUCAUCCUCUGUUGAAAACAGCCAAGGGCUUGUUGUAUAAUGGGAAGAAUAACAUGCAAGCUUGGGGUUUGAUUGUGUUGCUGGUGUCGAAAGCGGCUGGCCACACCGCUGAUAUACCGGAUAUGGAACAGGAUAAAGCAGCAGGUGUGCUACAUUCCCAACGGGCGCUUGCCGAAGUCACCGAAAUGAUGCGCACCAGUCAUUUGCUCCACAAAGGUAUGGUCAAUUUGCAGAAAGUCACCGAAGAUGCCGGGGAUAUGAUGUUCGGUAACAAAAUCGCUCUUCUGAGUGGAGAUUACCUGUUGAGUAACAGUUGCUCAGAAUUAGCUGGUCUGCGUAAUCAAGAACUGGUUGAACUCAUGAGUUCGGUGGUACGUGACCUUGCGGAAGCGGAAUUCGUGGGACCACGCGAUAAACAAAACAAUCCACUACCAGCAAAACCCAACGCGGAGAAAAUGGAAAUAACCCAACUAACAGAAAACGGAAUUGAACCCAUGGUUGUUAGUGAUGCGUUAGGCAACCCUGUAGCUGAAUGGACCCUGAGGAACGUCCUUAACGCUGGUUCCCUUCUGGGUAAAUCAUGUCAAGGAGCUCUGAAACUCGCAGGUCAUUCUAUUCAACUCCAAGAACAAGGAUAUAAAUUCGGGAAGCAUUUGGCUUUAGCUUGGCAGGCGUGCCUGGACCGUGAACCAUUCAUUCCUGGUACCACCGGAUCCUUCAGCCUGGUCUCCGCGCCUGUUAUGUUCCACAUUCAUGAAAACCCUGAAUUUUAUUCGGAAAUUGAAAAGGGAAUGGAGCGUAUUAGUGAUGUGGACUAUGAACUGAUACGUCAUGCAGUACAGGCUGGCAGUAGUCUAGAGAAGACCAAAGUGUUGCAGAUUGAACAUUCCAAUGCCGCAUUGGAUGUGCUCAAUCAACUGCCACACUCGGAUGCGCGCACAGCCUUGGGGAAUAUUAUCGCUGCGAUGCAAGACCUCUAAAUUGCGCGCGCAAUUAAAGUCUAUUACGUUAUGUACAUAUACACGAAUCAGUGGGUUUGCAAAUGGCGUCGUUCAGCUGCGCAUUGAGUUGCAUACAUUAAAGUUAAUCAGGUAAGUGCAAUUUAAGAAUAAUCACGUAAAUACGACAAUAAUCAUCGGAAAUAUUACAGUAUUUUUGCAUUUUUAUAUAAAACUUCAACUAGUCCGUUUUAUUUAAACAAUUUCUAACGUAAAUUAAGUUUGUAAUAAUAAGAGACUAUAUUUUUGUAAUUGUAACGGGUAUUUAAUAUCUGAAAUAAGUUUUAAAUUCGAAAAUUUCUUUAUUUGACUUUAUUUAUCAUUGUUUACAUUGUUAGUAAGUAGUUAUCUGUAAAAUUCUAUAUUUGUAUAAUAUAUUUUUGUAAAAAUAAAGCUCAAGCAAUCAAUUUUA
Molecule: messenger RNA, 1984 nt
Organism: Dalotia coriaria
Lineage: Eukaryota; Metazoa; Arthropoda; Insecta; Coleoptera; Staphylinidae
Product: all trans-polyprenyl-diphosphate synthase PDSS2-like
Exons: 2
Coding region: 304-1554 (416 amino acids)
Biological process (GO): isoprenoid biosynthetic process; ubiquinone biosynthetic process
Cellular component (GO): mitochondrion; transferase complex
Molecular function (GO): prenyltransferase activity
Source: RefSeq, a predicted model, not a curated record